UACAACCUUCAGAAAGGUUAGCAAAGUAACCAAAAUAUAAUCAUAAUAAAUUUAUUUUCUUAUUGUUUAGUUUUAUACUAUUUUAUGUAGUGUUCUGUGCCUACUACAACGGUAAAUCUCUUCUUUGUUCGACCUUCUUUUCAUCUACGAUAUUCCAAAGUGGGGCCAGGAAAGUCUCGAAAUUACUCGUGGACGGCGAAUGCUCGACGCGUUGACGAUUGAGAAUCGCCUGCCACUUUUUCUUUCAGUAUGGAGUUGGCUCAAACUGAAAAGAAAAGAAAGCAAUCGGAAGAAAAUCUUCCUAGGGAAGGAGUAUCCUCUGAAGAUUAUAACUCUGAAGAUUCCGAUGCCUCCUUUGGUCAGUCUAAAUUGGGAAAGAAGAGGAAUAGUAAACCGUCUCUGAAAAUGAAAGAAAUUUUAUUCAGCAGACUGGCUUCAAAAGUCUUCGAACAGACAAGAAGCAGUGGGGCUAGCGAUGAAAUGAUAGACGAAGACAACACAACCAACUCGGAAAACAGCGACGGUAACAACCUCUUCAGUGAAAUCAACUGGGAGGAGAACAUUGAGGUAGACGCGAGCGACCUGAUUGACGAAUUCGCUCCCAGGCCGACAUCAAAAGAUGUGAAAACAGAAGAACCGGAACCAGAACCAAAGGAGGAAUUGGCCCCAGAUCAACAAUCCAUGGAGGCCGAGAUAAAAGAAGAAUACAAGGAGAAAAUCGAAUUAAAUGGAAAGCUUGACACAGAAAUCCUAGAGCAAGAAUUCAAACCCGGUCUCAAACUUUACGUUAUGGACUAUAAAUGUUCAACCUGGAAUGAAGCAACAAUAGCAGAAGUUGAUUGGGAAGAAAAUGAAGUACUCGUCCAGUAUGGUGACAGUACUAAAUCUGAAGAAUGGGUGGCUAUGAGCAGCCAAAGGCUUUCCAGGCUUAUUCCAGAUAAUUCUCAAAUCCCUACUAGGCCUACAAUUACUUCUCAAACAUCUGAAAUUGUCAUAAAACCAACUGAGGGCCAGCAAGAGGAUAAGGACAUAUAUAAGAAAAGAGUGAAAAAGAGCCAUAUUAGAUCCUCCCUCAAGAACAUGAAAUCACUAAAUAAAAAGGCCCUUAAACGAAGCAACAUGCCUAGGGAACAAAUUGCCAAAUUGGAAUCAGCAGUUUCGCCCAAACACAAAGGGAAAUUUCAAAUCGGCGAAAAAGUGCUUGCCAAAUGGUCUGAACAUAGGAUGCAGAAGUUUCCGGCCAUCAUCAAAAAAAUGGCUGGCCAAGGUAGUUACGAUGUACUGUUUUACGACGGCUUUGAAAAGACAAUCAGUGAAGAUCAUCUUUAUAAAACUACAGAAGAGGAAUCCGCUAAGUAUCGCCACUCAAACCCUUCUGAAGCAGACAGUUUUGUUGACAUGGACGCAGAUUCGAAGGAAGCACGCAGGCAGAGAAAGAAGAAAACCUUUGAUGACUAUGUGUUUGUCAAAGACCUUCAAAAGAAACAACGUAAACAAGAAGGCUUCUCUAUGAAAAAGCACUAUUUCAAAUCUAAGGACAUCUCUAGCAUGAAAAGCAAAAGUUCAUUGAAGAAAAAGAAAAAGUUAUUGUUACUCGAAAACGAAAACAGACAGCAGGACAAGAUGGAAGAAUUUCAAGAUUACCCCAUCACGUCGACUCCGAUAAAACAAGAUGCACUAGUUCAUGAGCCUCAGCCAGAAAAUAAAAUUAAUCCUGAAACUGAUAGGUGGUCUUGUGAUAUUUCAGUAACUGCUCGUCCAAUAAGUAUAGCUGGUCCCCUUGAAGGUACAUCAUUUAGAACAGUAAUAAUCCCAGAUAAGCAGUUGUCUAAUGGUUGGGUUAAACAUGCCAUCCAAUUAAAUGAAGAAUGGAAAGCCUUCCUGAUUAGCCCUGACAAAUAUAAAGUAAAUUCUAUAGAAGAGCUAAAAGACUAUUUCGGCAGGCUUCACAAAUCUUUUCAGAGAAACUUGGAUUUUACCUAUCCCUCGCACCUUUUACCAAAGUUAAUCGAGAAACAGAGGGACUUAGAAGCUAUCAACGAAGUUUUUCCAAAUUGGAUUAUCAGAAAGAAAAUAGGAAAAAAACACGGAACUGUCAAAAGUCCUAUAAAAACAAUCCAUCCAUUAAGCAGUGUCAAUAAAGUCGGUAAGGUGCGAACUCUCUUGCCGAAAUAUCGUGUGGAACCUUCUAGUUCAUCGCCAGCUCUAACACCUCCUACAGAACCAGUUCCGUCUGAUGGCGAUAAUGUUUGGAAGUGUGUUAAAGAAGGCUGUGAGAAAAAGUUCAGAAAAGAGAGCCUCCUUCAGAUGCACAUCAAACAUUACCAUGUGGAAUUUGAAUCUUUGGUCGGAGCGGCUCCGAAUGUGGUAGAUUUGGCGUUAGCAAGAUCUGAAAUAGCAAAUUCAGACCCUGGACCUUCAAAAUCCCCCUUCCCAGUUAAAAGGAUCCCGUCGACUUCUGUAAAAAGCGAACAUGACCCGAUUGUACAGUCAAUCGCCCCUCAAAUGCCUCAGUCAUCACCAGUAAUGCCGAGGCAGGAAAGAAACGAAAACCUUGCACCAAAACGGCCUUAUCAACCGUUAGAAGAGAAAAAACCAACGAUUAAAACAAUUUUCCCAUUUAGUCAAUCAUCAAGCCUUGAUUCAUCUUCAAGACUGAAUUUUGAAUCUGAUGACUUCGAGAGCGAUGAGGAAAAACUAUUCAAACCUCAACCCAAAUACAAAAAACCAAAACCUUCGGCCAUAAAAGAUGAAACAAUCAGCCGACCUGAGCCGACGUACCCAGUAGCACCAGGUUUGAGAUAUAUCAAAAAGAAAAUUGCUGUUAUUGAUAAGCAGCAAGUUGGCACAGACAGCAAUGGUAAAUUAAAUAUCGGGUUGUCCGGAAAAUAA
Molecule: messenger RNA, 2892 nt
Organism: Cimex lectularius (bed bug)
Lineage: Eukaryota; Metazoa; Arthropoda; Insecta; Hemiptera; Cimicidae
Exons: 16
Coding region: 250-2892 (880 amino acids)
Biological process (GO): regulation of transcription by RNA polymerase II
Cellular component (GO): NSL complex
Source: RefSeq, a predicted model, not a curated record